Tachysurus fulvidraco (yellow catfish) is the source of this 1273-nucleotide messenger RNA. It is a transcript of the gene aldocb, whose product is annotated as aldolase C, fructose-bisphosphate, b. Gene Ontology annotation, cellular component: cytosol. Gene Ontology annotation, molecular function: fructose-bisphosphate aldolase activity. Lineage: Eukaryota; Metazoa; Chordata; Actinopteri; Siluriformes; Bagridae. Gene Ontology annotation, biological process: glycolytic process; fructose 1,6-bisphosphate metabolic process. Bases 179 to 1270 code for a protein of 363 amino acids. The transcript is spliced from 9 exons. The record is from RefSeq and is a predicted model, not a curated record.
AAGGCUGUCGACGUAAGGACGCAUAACUGGACGCGUCAUGAAUAUGUAUGAGGGAGUUUUGUAAGCGGUCACGUUGCGUUGCGGCAUCAGAACGCCAGAGUCGGUCAGUGAGCAUCAUCUCUCUCUACGUCCUCUCAGCUUUCACACGCAAACCAGGUUGUUUUGAGCAGCAGUCAUCAUGACACAUCAGUACCCAGCACUCACCACUGAGCAGAAGAAAGAGCUGCAGGAAAUCGCCCAGCGCAUUGUCGCGCCCGGCAAAGGCAUCCUCGCUGCGGACGAGUCCACAGGCAGCAUGGCCAAGCGCCUGAACCCCAUCGGUGUUGAGAACACGGAAGAGAACCGCCGUCUGUACCGCCAGCUCCUCUUCACGGCAGAUGAGCGCAUCGACAAGUGCAUCGGCGGCGUCAUCUUCUUCCACGAGACACUUUACCAGAACACAGAUGAUGGCACUAAUUUCACCAAGUUGAUCAAGGACAGGGGCAUCGUAGUGGGCAUUAAGGUCGACAAAGGUGUCGUUCCUCUGGCAGGAACCAACGGAGAAACCACAACUCAGGGGCUGGACGGCCUGUCCGAACGCUGCGCUCAGUAUAAGAAGGACGGCGCCGACUUCGCCAAGUGGCGUUCUGUGCUGAAGAUCAGCGAGACCACUCCCUCAGAACUGGCCAUCAUGGAGAACGCCAAUGUCCUGGCUCGCUAUGCCAGCAUCUGCCAGCAGAACGGCAUCGUGCCCAUCGUGGAGCCCGAGAUCCUGCCUGAUGGUGAUCAUGACCUCAAGCGCUGCCAGUAUGUCACAGAGAAGGUUCUCGCCGCCUGCUACAAGGCUCUGUCCGACCAUCACGUCUACCUGGAGGGUACGCUGCUCAAACCCAACAUGGUGACCGCCGGACACGCCUGCCCCACCAAAUUCUCCAGUGAGGAGAUCGCCAUGGCAACAGUCACUGCCCUGCGCCGCACCGUUCCUCCAGCAGUCACGGGCGUCACCUUCCUUUCUGGAGGCCAGAGCGAAGAGGAGGCAUCCGUUAACCUGAACGCCAUCAACAACUGCCCCCUGACCAAGCCGUGGGCGCUCACCUUCUCCUACGGCCGUGCUCUGCAGGCUUCAGCUCUUGGCGCCUGGCGCGGGCUCAAGGAGAACACGAAAGCUGCCACAGAGGAGUUCAUCAAGCGUGCCGAGGCUAACGGUCUGGCCGCUAAGGGAAAGUACGUGUCCAGCGGAACCGGCGGAGCCGCAGCACAGUCCCUGUACGUGGCCAACCACGCCUACUAAAAA